Molecule: messenger RNA, 873 nt
Organism: Lycium barbarum (goji berry)
Lineage: Eukaryota; Viridiplantae; Streptophyta; Magnoliopsida; Solanales; Solanaceae
Product: F-box/kelch-repeat protein At3g23880-like
Exons: 3
Coding region: 1-873 (290 amino acids)
Source: RefSeq, a predicted model, not a curated record
AUGUAUGAAGAACCUUUACACAUACCUACUGAUCUUGCUUUUGUUGGGGAAGAUCCAUUUUGUAUAGGAUAUCAAAUCUUGGGUUCAUGUGAUGGAUUGUUCUGUACUGCUUGUGAUUUUGAGGAUUUGUUUCUAUGGAAUCCAUCUACAACAGAGUUGAAAAACUUGCCCCCUUUAGGAAUUAAUCUGCAUCUUAAAGAAGAGGGUAAUGAUUUUUCUUAUGGAUUUGGUUAUAUUGAGUGUCAAAGUGAUUACAGAGUUGUAGAAAUUGUGGAAAACAAAUGCAAUAAUUGUUAUAAGAAUGAUGUUAGUGUUUAUAGUUUGAGAACUAAUUCUUGGAAAAUGAUUCAAGAAUGCCCAAAUGUCAACUUUUUGGAUCAAGCUGAUAAAUUUGUAAAUGGAAAACUUCAUUGGGUGGUCGCCGAUCCGGAUCGUUAUCGUGUUAGUGGUAGGAAUUCCACAUGCAAGAUCAAGACGGAUGUGUGGGUAACGAAGGAGUAUGAGUCAUGGACCAAGGUGGCUUCGAUCCCCUUGAAAAUCUAUGACGCUUGGCCAAUUUUCAUCUCCCAGAAUGACGAAAUUUUAGUGCAUGAUGGUUCAAGUUUAGUGUGGUACAAUACAAGAGAUAACACCUUUGUGCGUCCAGUGAAUCAGAUUCAUUGUAUUUCUGCAAACAACUUUAGUGGUUGCUAUGGAGCUGUGACACAUGUUUUUGAAAACCAGUCAUCACCGGGAGCUGGCUGCUUUUUGAAUCUCAUAGUUGGGAUUCCAGAUGUAGAUAACGUAAUGCAACUUCUCGAAUUUGUUGACUCUAGCUUUUAUGUAAGGCAUCCAGUGGACAGUGAUGGAAAGACAAAUGAUUUGAUCAAAUGA